This is a messenger RNA of Didymodactylos carnosus, 780 nucleotides long. The record is from the annotation of a GenBank genome assembly. NCBI's taxonomy places the organism in Eukaryota, Metazoa, Rotifera, Eurotatoria, Philodinida, Philodinidae.
AUGUCUAAAAUUGACUAUUGCACAUUUUUCUUACUGUGUCUAUUUACCCAGUCUGCAGCAGCACAAUCAGGGGGAUAUACGUAUGAUUCAACAUGUAAGUGCGAUUCAUAUUCAGCGUCAUAUAAUGCUUGCGCAACAUGGUCAUGUGUCUAUACACCAAGAACUAUCGCCUGUUUCCCUGGUGAUAGUUGGCUCAUGACUCGAGAUGGUGGCGUUACACAAUUAUCAAAUGUAAAAGUUGGAGAUCAAGUGCUAUCAGUGGAUAAUGAACAAAAUUUAAAUUUUGAACCAAUUUUGGACUUUAUUCAUGCUGAACCAAAUGGUUUAUACGAUUUUCUGAGCAUUUCGAUUACUUCACCAUUCAAUGAUACAAUUGUUCUACGUGUCACAGCUAAUCAUUUGAUUUUUCUGCACAAGAAUGCCUAUCCAAUAUUUGCUGGGAGAGUAAAAGUUGGUGAUGAUUUACAAAUUGUUGUCGAUGCGAAGUUGUCACAUGGUAAAGUUGUCGAUAUCAAAUUGAGAAAAAGCGAAGGUUUUUAUGCACCAUUGACAUCAAGUGGAAAAGUUGUUAUUGAUAAUGUGGUGGCAUCGAAUUAUGCAGACAUUAAUAAUCACUAUCUGGCACAUGUUGCUAUGAAACCAUACAAGUGGUGGCUUCAAAUAUUCGGCUCAAGAUCAACCACGAUGAACUGUUAUAUACAAAGUUUGCGAUUAUUUGCAGAAAAAUGGAUUAGCACUAUUAUGUACGAUGGAACAUUUGAAAUAAGUGGAUUUAUGUGA